Messenger RNA from Labeo rohita (rohu), 2643 nucleotides. It is a transcript of the gene ifngr1l, whose product is annotated as growth differentiation factor 10b. The transcript has 3 exons. NCBI's taxonomy places the organism in Eukaryota, Metazoa, Chordata, Actinopteri, Cypriniformes, Cyprinidae. The record is from RefSeq and is a predicted model, not a curated record. Gene Ontology annotation, biological process: BMP signaling pathway; SMAD protein signal transduction. Bases 170 to 1471 code for a protein of 433 amino acids. Gene Ontology annotation, molecular function: cytokine activity; growth factor activity. Gene Ontology annotation, cellular component: extracellular region.
UAAGAAACAAGUGUAUGAGCAGCAGUCAUCCUCCAGCGACAGCACGAACUCCAGAAGACGGAUUUCACUAUCAGACCUUCUCACACACAACCGAGCUUUCCAUCAGUCUCCCACUUUGCAUCACAUGUUUGAUUCAUUUUAAAGGGACUGCGAAGGAUAAAUUGUGAAUAUGGCAUCAAUUUGUGCGCUGGCACGCGUUUUUCUCUGUCUUAACAUCUUUAAAGUGUACUUAGUGAACUCGUCCGAACUGUACGGCGAUAUUCCUGCAACAGAGCCGUCAUUCCACAAUCCAGCUCGGGAUAUGAUGACUGUUAAUAUGUACAGAGUUUAUGAUAAAUACAGCAAGAAGCAGCAGCAUCAACAACAACAGAAUGUAAAUACAGUCCGAAGCUUUAGAGGAGUUCCAGAGAUCUCCCAUCACAAGGUGGUGUUCUACUUCAACCUGACCUCCAUCCCUGACUCGGAGGUGAUUCUGAGGUCAACUCUACACUUUCUUGACCAACAAUCUCGCCAACGGCCUUGGGCCUGCCGGCGUUCCCGCGGAGCUUCGUGCCGCCUGCAACACCUUCAGUCGCUAACCACAACACAUCUCAUCAUUAAGGGAACGUCACCGAACGCUGCCGUCCCCUCUCAGCUGAGCAACAUCACAUUGCCUCCUAACAGAAAGGGGCUUUGGCAGAUUACAGACGUAUCAUCCGCUAUCAAACAAGCUCAUGUGAACGGCGAGCUCUUGGUUACAGCUGAGUUUGACUUCGGACAUCACAGACGCCAGGAUGGCUUGUCUCCUCACAGCCUGCCUUUUAUUCUCGUAUACGCUGACGACGUUGCAAUAACGGAGCCCAACAGUGUUGCAAUGAGUCUGCAGAGAUACAGUGCAUCUCCUGUGCAUGAGGACAGCAGGAACAAAGCACCACCAGCUUCUUUAAAUUCAAGAAUCAGAAGGGAAGUAGAUCACCUGCAGAGUAACUACCUACCUGACGUCCAAUACAAUGAUCUGAAGAGCAGGGAGAUAUGGGACGGUGCCUUUUUUGCAAAAAAACCCAAACUCUCAUCGAAAGGUCAGGAAAAUCACGAGGGACUGAGAGGAUCGAGAGAGCUCAGUUUUGACGAGAAGACUAUGAAGAAAGCCAGACGCAAGCAGUGGAGUGAGCCACGAAUGUGUUCGCGCCGUUACCUAAGGGUGGACUUUGCUGACAUCGGUUGGAGCGAAUGGAUAUUGGCUCCGAAAGCAUUUGAUGCCUACUACUGCGCAGGAACAUGUGGAUUCCCAAUUCCAAAGGUUGUCCAUCCAUCCAAUCACGCCACCAUCCAGAGUAUAGUGAGAGCCGUGGGGAUCGUCCCUGGAGUCCCGGAGCCGUGCUGCGUACCGGACAAGAUGAGCUCUCUGGCGGUGCUGUUCCUGGACUCCAGCAGGAAUAUGGUCUUGAAGGUCUAUCCCAGCAUGUCUGUGGAGACCUGCGCCUGUCGAUAAACUAGCAAGGUAGCUAACGGACACAGAUAAACACAACCUGCAAAACCAACGAAAUCAGCUCGAAGGACUGCCGAAGCACGUCGUAUGACACAAAUGAACUUUUCUCUCUGCAAAUAAGACCUCAACACCUCAAGUAAUAUAGGAUCUUUGCACACAAACAUUGUAUCCUCUUUCCACUUUCUUUUUUAAUGAAUUGUAUAUAAUCCUUAUUGUAACAUAUAACUCUUUUCGUUUUGAAACAAAUACAUGGUCAAUUUAAAAGGACAUCCAAAUGGAUUUCUGUAAAUAAAUCCUGUAACACUUUACAAUAAGGUUUCAUUUGUUAACAUUAGUUUAUGCAUUAAGCAACGUUAACUAUGCAAGUAAUAUAUUUUCAACCUAGGAUUUAAACACCUGGAAUCAUGCAUGGACAGAAAACCGAAGAGCAUUUUUGGUCAUUUGUGCGGAGACAGACAAUGUGAAGAAAAUUCAGCAUAAUGCUGCCAUCUAGUGUUUUGUCAUUCAAAGUUUUCCCAUAUUUGAGCAUGGACCACAAAACCAGUCAUAAGGCUCAGUUUUUUUUAAAAUUGAGAUUUAUACAUCAUCUGAAGCUGAAUGAAUAAGCUUUUUAUUGAUGUAUGGUUUGUUAGAAUAGGACAACAUUUGGCUGAAAUCUGAAAUCUGAGCGUGCAAAAAAAAUCGAAACAUUGAGAAAAUCGCUUUUAAAGUUGUCCAAAUGAAGUUCUUAGCAAUGCAUAUUACUAAUUAAAAGUUUUGAUAUAUUUACAGUAGCAAAUUUACAAAAUAUCUUCAAGGAACAUGACUUAUUUAAUAUCCUAAUGAUUUUUGGCAUAAAAGCACCAAUACAUUGUAUUUUUGGCUAUUGCUGCAAAUAUACCCGUACUUCUUAAGACUUUUGAUUUUGAUUUUGUGGUUCAGGGUCACAUAUGAGGACAGAAAAGUAAUUAAAUUACAGAUUAUCACAAUGGAGUACAUUUUAAAAUAAAUAACAUCUCAGAUGUUUUGUCAAAGAGGAGAGUUUUGUAUUUAAUAGCAGUUACAUGUCAUUUGUAAUUAUUUAUUUUUUCAAACUGUAUUGUUCACGACUCUUUAUGUAAACAUUUCUUUAACCAGAUUCUUCAACCACUGUUUUGAUAUAUGACUGAAAUCCUGGAGGACUUUUUGUGAAUAAA